UGCGAAGUGCAGUCACUGCAGGGGUACCGUGCGGCAGGCACAAACACAGCUUUUAACUCCAAAAUCACAGUGACAGGGUUACAAGGGCGUUUGAACUGAAUUCCCCAACAAAGAUGCGAAGAGCAAGGAUUAGUAUUAAGCCUAAUGUCAGGCCAGGGGGUCGAGCUGUGGCCCCUACAGCAGAAAGCAAGACUUCCCAAGAGCCAGCAGCUGUUGACAACACCCAACAAACGCAUACAGGAGAGAAAAUAGACUCACCGUCAACCUCUCAACAGUCUCACCUGGAAGUGAGAGGGCCUGCUGUGGCAACAGGAGAGGGAAAUGUUCCCGGCUGUCCCUCAGAGAAAGCAUCGGUUAACACUGGUGAUGGAGUGCCCUCUAGUGCCAUUACACCUGCAGCUACAGCACUUCAGAGGAGGAGCAGGAUUUCUGCCACACCAAACCUGGCCAGACCCAAAGUCCGUUCUGUUCCCCCUGCAUGUACUGGAAAGAAUGCUUCUCUUCCGUCAGUGCCAUCCAAGUCUUCUCCUGAGCCCCCUGUUCCAGCUGCUACCAGCAGAGAUGAUUCUCAAAACUCUACAUUGUCAGAUUCCAUCCUUAAACAGACUAAUGCAACAAUCAACAGCACUCCAUCUUCACCUAGUCGUGAGCCUUCUGUCCAGAAUACAUCUCCAUCAUCUACACAGCUUCAACAAGAGCUCUUUCAUACUCCCAAAAAAUCCCGUUCUGCGCCCCAGGAAGCAGUCAGUCCAUCUUCAUCCAUCUUAUCGCCAUGUAUAAAGUUGUCACGUUGUUAUGGACCAGGUUCUCCACUAAAGAAUUCUGAAAUGUCGGACAAGCAGCGAGUUAUGAGAGCCCUCAAACUGAAAGAACUAAUGAAGCUGGAGAGGAGGAAAGUAUUGAUGAAGCGAAAGAGUGGACUGCGUAUGUGUGAGCCCAGCGAUGAAGUGGAUCUUAGCAAAAUGACCCUAGCUGACUUCAUUUAUUACCUACCAGAAACAAACCCUAUGAAGUCCUCCUUUUCCAAGGAGGAGGCUCCAGCAGAGACUGUUGUUCCACCAUCACCCAAGUUGCCACCAAAGCUGGCAGAACCAGAAGAGGAAGAUGAUGAUGAUGACUUGAUGGUUCCCAAAGUCAAGGUAGCAGAGGAUGGCACGCUGAUUUUAGAUGAUGACAGUUUGACAGUGCGUGUCCAGAGGACAUCUGAUACAGUUGUUGAGGAUGCAACUCCACUGUUUGAGAGAGGCAAUACCACAACAUACAUGAGCUUCAGAAAGAGCUGUCAUGUGAAGAACUGGUCUGUUAGAGAGACCGAUAUGUUCUAUUUGGCCAUUAGUAUGGUCGGAACAGACUUCUCUAUGAUGGCUCAGCUAUUGACUCAUCGAAGCAGAACGGAAAUUAAGAAUAAAUUUAAAAAGGAGGAGAAAACAAAUGCAUGGCGAGUGGAUAAAGCAUUCAGAAACAAGCGGCCGUUUGACAAUGAGUUUUUCAGUUUUCUGCUGAAGAGGGUCUUGGAGAAAGACAAAAAAAGCGGCAAAUCAAUUAAACUGGUUGUUAAACCCAAUAAAGCAAAUAAAGGCAAAGGUGGCAAAAAAGGCAAAAAGCAUGAGGAUCAAGACAUUGAUGAUGAUAUUCAGGAUGAGGUGGACAUUGGAGAUAAUGACUCUCUUGAUUUAGAAAAGGAGAAUGAAGACAGUAAUAAUGUGAAGGUAUCUGACUCGACAUCCAGCACCAGCAAAAAGCGUAAGCGCAAAAGAGAGUCUGAGCCUAAAGGGUCGCCUGGUGAGAAAACAUGCAAGCGAAAGAAGAAUAAGAAGAAAUCCAAAAAAGGUGAAGAAAGUAACUCUGUACAAGUGGAAAAUGACUCUGUGAAUGCUGAGAAUGAAGAUCCAUCAUUGAUUCCCAUAUCAAAAAAGAAACGGAAACGUUCAAGAAAGGGUGAAGAGAAGAUGUGUGAAGAGCUAGAAGACAAACCCAAGGCAAAAAGGAACAAAAAGACCGUUAAAGUACCAGAUGAAGAAUCUCUUGAUAUUGAUGGAGAAAACAGUCAAGCCAGUAUAGAGCACAAGGCUGCUGAUACAUCUAAGACAUGCAAGCGCUCCAAAAAGUGUAAAGAGGAAACUGCAAAAGGAAAACGCAAAACCAGAAAGAGCAAAAAAUCUUUUGAAGAGUGUACUGGAGAUGAUCUGAAUGAUGUUAGUAGUGAAGUCUCAACAGCAGGACCUGAUGCUGAAAAGGAUCAGGGAGACAAGCCCACUCUGGACACAGUAGCUCAGGAGGAGACUCCACAACACACUUCAAAAAGGAGCAAGAGGCCUUUGCCAAAAAUACCCAAAAGAAAAGCUAAAAAAUGCUCUGUGUCCAAUGCACAGUUGGAGGAUGAAGAUGCAGCACCAGAAGGUCAAGAUGCAAACUGCAGAAAAACAGACAGUGAGAUCCAAGUCGACAGUCUUGUAGAUAGUCAGCUCCAGAAACAGGCAGUUGUUGUUCUGGAGAGAACUCCUCCAAGGCUUAUAAAGACACAUGGCUGGUCUGUAAGCCCAGACCAGUCGCAGACCGCAGAGAGCCUGCAGGGUUCUCCUGGUCGGCAGACGAGAGCAGAAAAGGCCAAACGGAAUCUAAUUGGUUCUGAAAGAGAGAGGAACGAGAUGGGAAGGAUGGACGAGUGUCAAACUGCCUCAGGGUCAGAUACAUCAGCAGACAACAUGACAAUGACUACUCAGGCCUGUCAGGAUGACACCCAAGAAUCUAAAACGAUGGAGGCAGAUCAACACAUGAAAGGGGAUUUUAGCAUUCAGACAGAAGGUUCGACAGAAGUAAGUGAUCAGAUGCUUUUGAAAAGACCACUUGUCAUGCUGUUUCAUGAAGAAGUGCACCACUACCUAAAAGUCCAUACAAAAACUGAAGAGAAUUCAUCAGCCUCUGAAAGUCACCUAGAUGCCGUAUCUGCCAAAGUCAAAUCUGUGGAAGAGCAAAUGGAUUGUCCUGUGGAGAAGUCUGCUUCUGGGGCUACUCUAGAGGAGGUCUCUCAAUAUCCAGGGAUGAAGGAAUCUGCCUCCACUUCCCCCCAGCAAUGCAUUGCACAAAAAAGGAGAAGGUUCACCAAACCCACACCUAAUCUGAGCAGGUCACAACAGACCGAGGAAAAGCCUCUGAACUUGCAGACAACCGAAUACAGUGAAGACAAUCCAGACAGCCUGCGUUCCUGUCCUGUGGAGGACACAACGACUGCCCUGAAUAAAUGCCCGGCCAGUCCCGAGGAACAUCCCACAUCUUCUGAGACUUUAAAGGAGGACUUUCAGGAUCUGAGGGUGAAUGAAUCUAACCUGGACGAUAUCGAAACCACAAUAGAUGAUGAUCUUUCCUUUACAUCAGAUGAAGAAAUUCCAACAGUGAGCACGAAUGUUGUCCAGGAGAUUUUGUCCUUCUUGGAGAGACCAAAUCUUCCCGCCACAUUGUCAAAUGAAGAUGUUGCUAAAUGCAUAGACCCGCUUGAACUAGCUCUGUCUGAGACCUGGGAGAAUAAAGAGCAAAUAACUGAUCUGGAGGAUUGUGAUUCACAUUUAGAAACAAUGACUGAGGAACCUCUGGAGCUGACUGUUCCAACCAGCUGUUUCAAACAAUCUACUGAGGGUUCUCAACAGAACACAGAACAUCAUGAAGAUUCAGCAAGUGACAUUUAUGAUGUCGGAGGAUAUCAGAGCCAUGUUGAAGCAAUGCAUUGUGAGCUGGAUCUGAGCAUGAAGAAGAACAUCACUACAGAAGAUAAGCUUGUGUCAUAUGAGGCAAAUUGUAAACAAGCUCAGGAUCCCCUGUCUCCCUUCCAGUUACUUGGCCCAAAACAAACUAUAGGUCCGACAGUUCCACUGAAGGACACUUUCACUGAUAACAAAGAAACAAGUGACGCGAUUCUGACUGAUGUAUUAAUAGCACCACCUGAUACAUGCAGUCAGGUUUCAACAGAGGCUCUUGGUGCAUCUUUUUCUGAAGCUACAACUAAAUAUCCAAGCAACCCUUGUGAUAUGAACACGAUGCUGUUUUGUGAGACCACAACUGAAGACGUCCAGAGAUCUGUCGGCUUUAGUGAGGAGAACGUAAACUCCAUGGGAAAGUUUCAGCAUUCAAUCUCGGAUUCAGUCAAGGAAGACAAAGCAGAAAACCUUUCAAAAGCUGAUGAGGAAUUUAGUGGAAAUGCAAAAUCCGAUAUCCUGGAUUCAGCUGGAGUAGAGACAGGGGAGGAGCCCACCUUUAUUUUAACUCUGUAUGAGAUUCCCACCUCUCAGCUGUUUCAAGAAGCUUCCUGUAGUCAUCAGGAGAUUCUCCCUUAUGAACUACAGCCAGCAGAAGUUCACACACCUCAUCUGUUCUCAAGUGAUUCACAGUCUCUUCCCUCAACAUUAGAAGAAUCGAGUGCAUUGCUGCAUAUGAAGUCACAAGAGACUGAGAAGCCAUGUAAAAGUGUGUCUGGGAAGGUGGAGGAUGAUUCGUCUGUUGUAGAGGAUGCAGUAAAAUAUGCCAGUAAGCAACAGAUAACCUCAGAGAAGCGCAGCUUUGAUGAUGAAGGAAGCCAGGAAGUGCUCUCUUAUAAUGAUUCUGUGCCAACAGAUGUUACCGGUUUGUUGGAGUUAGGAGAGAAGCCGUUUGAAUCUACAGAAAGAAAGGUUCCUUCUCAAAGAAGAAGCAAGAUAAAGGUGAAGCCAAACCUAAGGCCAUGUGCGAAAGCUGGGCCCUCAAAAACAGAAUGUGCGUCCAGUCAGAAACAUACAGUCAACAUUAAUUUACCAACAUCUUGUGAUAUAGCACAACACACUGAGACAGAGUCCAACCAGAAAACUUCUGUACAAGAAACAAUUGGUUCAUUUGUUCCUAACAUCCUCUCAAACCCUGAAGAAAGUGGGAGACAACCCCAUCAUGAGGGUCCAUUGACUGCCAGUGUGCCAGUCUCCGAAGAUAUACAAGAUAAAGUUCCAAUGUCAUGGGGAAGUCCUGUCAAAACUGAUCUCCAGAUGGACAUAGAUACUGCUGUUGACCUCUCACUGAGAAAUUUCUCAGAUGUUCCUGAUCUACACAGCACUGCCAUUGAGCAGUCCAACGAAGAAGUAGAAGAAGGUUGUGAGGGUGUUUCACAUGUGGUGUUGGUUGAUGCCCUAGUUGUUGCCUCUGGAGAAAUGGAAGAUAAGGGGGACUCUGACUGUUGGGAAACGUCUCUCACUUUCAAUGACCAAGAAACAUUUUCAGACAUUUCUGAAGAGCUGGAUACUUAUGAAGAAGCAUUAAAUUUGACAUCAACAUCUCAAGACAGGACAGAACUAUCUGAAAGCAUGUUGCAAGUGAGGCCUGAAAUCAACCCAGAAACAACUUGUAACAAAGAUGAAUCUUCAAGACAGGAGUAUCCAGACGUUAGGUCUAAUCAACCAGCCAUUACACAGAUUACCUUAGAACCUCAGAUCAAGAAAGAGUCUGAUAAAGGGAAAGAAAAAGAUGAACAAGACGAUUUCUCUGAUAAGUCAAAGGAAGAUUUAGGUACACCGCUAAACUUAACUGAAGAAGUCCUGAAGCAAGAGCAACAGCUUGCACAACUCGCCUCAACAUGUGCUGAAACACAAUCUGUGGAGAAGACUGAGGAUGUGUCACAUGUGGUGCUCUUUGAUAUGUUUGUGGCCGUUUCUGAAGAAAAUAAAGAUGAGGUUCAUAUGGACAGUGAAAGAUCUCCCCUACAUCUUCGUCAGUUGUGUGAAGAUCCCUGUGCUUUAGAGAAAGAGCAGAAUCUCACUACAGACGCAGAUCAGGAGGUAGGGGAGCAUGAGGCUGUUUCACACAUGGUGAUGGCUGAUAUAUUCGUGCCUGUCUCUGAGGAAGUGGAAGAUGGUUUAGGCAAAGAACAGAUGACUAUAAGAAAGAGAAGCCCUCUUAAAGCAGAAACUUCCCAGGUGAAAGAGCGCCCAUUAUGUGCCAUAUCAAAGUCGACAAAUAUGGGGCCAUCUUUAUCACCCAAAAGGAGAAUGCCUUCAAAGAAAGCAGAGCCUCAUUCAACUUCAACAUUGAAACAACAGGAUAUUUGUACUCUGAAGAGGAAGAAAGAGUCAAAUUCAGAAGAGAUUGAGGGCUCAACUCCUUUUGAAAGUGAAAGCUUUGCGCUAUGGCAACAAACACAAUGUGGUGUCAAGACUACAUUAUGUGCUAAAUCGCCGUCCACUGACUCAACGGACAUUGAGGAGGCAUGCGAGGGUGUUUCUCACACAGUGUUUUCUGGUAUAUUUGUUCCUGUAUCGGACGAGACUACAGAGAGCAGUCUUCACACAGAGGCACUGAUGGUUGAGGAGUUGGGUGAUGAAAGACCUACAAAUACAGACAGACAAGAUUUAACUGAAAGUCAGUCUUCAGAGCAUGAUAUGGCUUCCUGUAGAAGAGUUACACAAACAGCUGAAUCCCUGGAGCAUCAAGCUGAGGAGGAAUGGUCUCUCAGAAGUAAUAUACUUCCUAUUGACUCGAAUGAAAUCGAGAACUGGUGUGAAGGAGUUUCCCACAUGUUGCUAUCAGAUGCGUUUGUGCCUGUCUCUGAGGAAGAGAACAACACAGACCAGAAAGAUGUGGAAAAUGCUAAAAGUCUACCAGAGUAUGGCAGAACAUCUGACAAUGCAAACAAAGAACAUCAAGUAGACAGCAUCUCUGACACGCAAAAAACUGUUAAGAAAACGAAAGAAAAACUGCCACAAUCACAAUCAAAAACUUCACCUGAAAGGCAAAGUACCUUACAGAUGACACUACGGUCACCCAGAAGAUCUCCAAAAAAUAAACCUUGUUCGCUCAGUUCAACCCAAGCUGUCCCAACAACACCUCAGCGAGCCAAGACGUCAAAGAAAGAGUCUAUUCAAACUCCCACAAGGCUACAAGCAGAGGAAAUCAUUCGGGAAUGUAGGAUCCCUCUUGAGAGGCUAUCUUUAGAGGAAAUUUGCCAGCAUGACUUGCAACCAACACAUCACAGCACACCUGUCAAUGUGAAAUUUCUUUCUGAAGGAAAUGAUAGCAGAAUAAUUGGUUUAGAAUCACAUGCUGCUCAUGAGCCAACCAUGCCAUCAGAUGGCUGGCCAAAGGUUCUCCUCAAUCGUAUGAAUAUAAUGGCUACUGAUGCAGACACUUCCACAUCUACCUCAUCCCCACCAAGAGUGUCUACAACGGCCUACCGACCACUGGAUGAUUAUCAGUCACCUCAGGGCAGUCCUCACAACUCUGGUUUGAAUACUGGUGACGAACCUGCUUCAGUUUCCCAGUUUUUCCUUCAUAACAUCUUUACUGAAGUUGUGGAUCCGGAUUGAUUCUAAUUUGCUGACCUGUGGGUGAAAUCCCUACUGCUGCUAUCCAAGUUGCAUUAAAGUGAACUCCACUGCUUUGGUGAAUUGUUAUUUUAAAUAGUUUUGUUACAUUAUGUUGACAAAAGGAAAAACUACAAUCAAAAAUUUGUGUUAUAAAUGCCCUUCCGUGUAUUUAUUUUGUGAUGUACAACCCUUCCUCAAGUUCACCAAUCACUGCCUUAUUUAUUUUUAUUUAUUUAAUGAUAAACAUUGCUUAUGAUCAACAAACAUUUGGUUUAUUUUUUUGCUGACAACAGUUUGAGUUUAAUAUCGUGUUUUG
Triplophysa rosa is the source of this 7632-nucleotide messenger RNA. RefSeq names its product transcription factor TFIIIB component B'' homolog. Gene Ontology annotation, biological process: RNA polymerase III preinitiation complex assembly. The record is from RefSeq and is a predicted model, not a curated record. The transcript has 46 exons. Gene Ontology annotation, molecular function: TFIIIC-class transcription factor complex binding. NCBI's taxonomy places the organism in Eukaryota, Metazoa, Chordata, Actinopteri, Cypriniformes, Nemacheilidae. Gene Ontology annotation, cellular component: transcription factor TFIIIB complex. The coding region runs from base 114 to 7316 and encodes 2400 amino acids.